Messenger RNA from Neoarius graeffei (lesser salmon catfish), 627 nucleotides. Its product is annotated as GTP-binding protein Rhes-like. Bases 1 to 627 code for a protein of 208 amino acids. NCBI's taxonomy places the organism in Eukaryota, Metazoa, Chordata, Actinopteri, Siluriformes, Ariidae. Gene Ontology annotation, molecular function: GTPase activity; GTP binding. The transcript has a single exon. The record is from RefSeq and is a predicted model, not a curated record.
AUGUCUCUAGAUGUAAAGGAAAAGAAAGAGGUACGUCUGGUGUUCAUGGGAGCUGCUGGUGUGGGCAAAACAGCUCUAAUCCAGCGCUUCUUGCAGGAUCGGUUCGAACCAAAGCACCGGCGCACUGUGGAGGAGCUCCACAGCAUGGAGUACGAGGUGGCUGGCAUCAAGGUGACUGUGCACAUCAUGGAUACGAGCGGCAGCUACUCAUUCCCCGCAAUGCGCAAGCUCUCCAUUCAGAAUGGCGAUGUCUUUGCCCUGGUCUACUCCGUGGAUGACCCAGUGUCACUCGAAGCCAUAAAAAGUCUGCAUAAGGAGAUCCUGGAGAUCAAGAAGGACAGGUUCACACCGGUGGUGGUGGUGGGGAACAAAACAGAUUGUAAGGGCAACAGAAGGGUAAAUGCCGAAGAUGUUGUUGCCACCAUGGAGCUGGAUUGGAACAACUGCUUCUUGGAAGCCUCAGCUAAAGAGAACGACAACGUGCUGGAGGUGUUCAGAGAGCUGCUGCAGCAGGCCAACGUGCCAAGUCACCUGAGCCCGGCACUGAGGCGUCGCCGAGAGACCUUCCCCAAGAACACAGGAGCACGGCCACCCAUGAACAAGACCAACAGCUGCACCAUGUCCUAA